AUGGAGACGUUUGAGGGCAUUUUGCAGGGUCUUUGGCAGGCACGUCCACCAGGUGUUUCAGGCUCUAAGGUUCAACGGCUUACGCAGAUUGCUGUUCAGAAUGUUAAGAGUGUUAUGGCUGCAGAACAUGAAAGAGGAGACAUCAUUGUCUUAGUUGUAUAUGCCUUAAUUAUCUCUACAUGUGCAGAAAUUCUGGUGUGUAUAUUGGGUGUUUUUAUUUGGAUUUAUUGGAUUGCAUCUGCUUCAACUUUUGAUUUUACGUAG
Messenger RNA from Pneumocystis jirovecii RU7, 264 nucleotides. RefSeq lists its product as uncharacterized. The record is from RefSeq and is a predicted model, not a curated record. The transcript has 3 exons. The coding region runs from base 1 to 264 and encodes 87 amino acids. Lineage: Eukaryota; Fungi; Ascomycota; Pneumocystomycetes; Pneumocystales; Pneumocystaceae.